UCUCAGCAGCGGUUGACAGGAAACACCACUAGAACCUGCCUACACCCGAAAUCACUUCACUUUGCAGGAGAAAAGCUAACUUUUCAACUCCAACAAGUGAUUUUGUAGUAUUUAGUGAUGUCUGCUGAAGCCUGUCUGGUACCUGCGGAACACUCGAGGCUGUUAAAGUUCUCCUCCGCUCUGUUUUACGCCGGUAGCUCGUUUCUUAUCACCGUGGUCAACAAAACCGUGCUGACGAGCUUCAGGUUUCCCUCCUUCUUGUGUCUGGGAAUCGGACAGAUGAUCGCCACUAUCGUUGUUCUAUAUGUGGCCAAAAUGAGCAAAGCAGUGCAGUUUCAAGAUUUUGACAGAAGUAUUCUCUUAAAAGUUUUCCCUCUUCCUUUGCUGUAUGUUGGGAACCAUAUAACUGGACUUGCAAGCACUAAAAAUCUUAGUUUACCCAUGUUUACAGUUUUACGGAAAUUCACUAUACUGAUGACCAUGGUCUUGGAGGUGCGUAUACUAAGAAAAACAUUUUCCAAGCGCCUGAUCUGCAGUGUUGGAGCUAUAGUCUUUGGGGCCAUGGUGGCUGCAAGUUCUGACCUGGCCUUCGAUGUGCAGGCCUAUACUUUCAUCCUGCUCAAUGAUGCCUUCACGGCUGCCAGCGGUGUCUACACUAAGAAGAAACUUGGUGCUGAGGGCCUUGGAAAAUAUGGAGUGUUGUUUUAUAAUGCACUAAUCAUUGUCAUCCCCACUUUCUUGGCAAGUGCGUUUACUGGAGAUUUGCACAAGGCAGUCACAUUUCAAGACUGGUCGAAAGCCACGUUUGUUUUUUGUUUCCUUAUGUCCUGCAUUAUGGGGUUUGUGCUGAUGUAUUCCAUCGUCCUGUGCAGCUAUUAUAACUCAGCAGUGACUACUGCUGUAGUGGGAGCUGUAAAGAAUGUUGCAGUGGCCUAUAUUGGCAUCUUUGUGGGUGGAGACUACAUGUUCUCAUGGACUAAUUUCAUUGGUCUCAGCAUUUGCAUGUCAGGUGGACUUGUGUACUCGUAUCUCACCUUUAGCAACAAAUCAUCUCAAAGUAACGCACAAGAGACGCAAGAGAUGAAGAUUCACAUUUCAGAAGACUCCUCAAAGAAGUACUCUGUCUACUAGGACACUAUUUCCACCACUCGGUGGCAUAGUUCUGCUUCAUAUUGGAGCACAAUAUUGCUUCUACACUUGUAUUUUUCGGUAUAUUUAAGGUCAAUGAAUGCAUUUCCAUGGUUACUGUACUGGUUCAGUCUAUUCAUACAUCAAUAAACUGACAAGAAGUGCACAUCAA
Molecule: messenger RNA, 1300 nt
Organism: Acanthochromis polyacanthus (spiny chromis)
Lineage: Eukaryota; Metazoa; Chordata; Actinopteri; Pomacentridae
Gene: slc35d2
Product: solute carrier family 35 member D2
Exons: 12
Coding region: 118-1131 (337 amino acids)
Cellular component (GO): Golgi apparatus
Molecular function (GO): antiporter activity; GDP-fucose transmembrane transporter activity
Source: RefSeq, a predicted model, not a curated record